AUGGAUUGGAAGUGCAUACAGAAAAAGGGUCCGUCCAACCAACCUGAUGGUUUAUCAGCACUCCUCAACUUCCGCAGAAACGCGUUGUCGAGUAUGCGAGGCGUUAGCUUGUCUUUACUUCUCCUCGCAGUCAUCGCUUUAGUCAAUCCAAGAAAUUCAAUGUCGAAAUUAGUGGCUCCCAACGUCCAGCUUAAUCGCGCUUUAAUGGCUGGUUCGAACGAUUCUCAAGCAAAAAAGUCAAUGAGAGUGGUGAAGAAGGUUGGUGAAGACAAUAACGGUGAAGAAAGAGGGUCAUUCGCUGACAUUUUCAGAAGAAUUUGGGAGAAAAUUUGCGACUUCUUUGCCAAGAUUUUCCGGACACGAAAGAGUAUAUCUAACACUGAUCACCAAGAGAUGACAGCGCAAGAUUUAGAAUGGUUUAAUUAUUUAAACUACAAACGAGCGUCACAUGUGCAUCAAGAAAACCCUCCGAAAAUACUAACGCCGCAUGAAAUCAUUUUGACCACACUUUCAAAACGAAAGUCGAAGUCUCCGUUUGAUGCGAUCGUGCAAACUCCAUUAGAAUUGUCGCCAGACGCCGAAGCGGAGGUUGCCGCGCUGGUGAAAGCCGGUACCCGCCUAGACACGAGAAUUUUGCUCAAUGGAGCGGGAACUGUCAACGAAUCUCGGCUCAAGGAUUCAACUUAUAAUAGUUUGGCUAAAUAUAUCAUGAUAUUUGAGCUGACUGCCGAUGAAUAUCAUGGGCAGGACAUUUAUGGAGUUGAAAAGCUCUUAGAGUCGAAAGCUGUAAAAGAAGAAGAACUUGUCUCAUACAUCCUCAAUGAAACAGACAUCGAAGGCUAUGCCCCACUUUGGAAACCCAUCCUCGAGCGAUUGACAGCUGGUCUGCUGACUAAGUGGCUGAAGGAUAAAAUGCCUUCACUAGACGUCAUGGAUACGUUGAUGGCAGAGUCAGAAUUCCGUCCCACUUUCAAAUUUUGGAAGAUGUAUGAUCAGUUGAAGAAAACAAGCAAAUAA
Plasmopara halstedii is the source of this 1017-nucleotide messenger RNA. RefSeq lists its product as uncharacterized. The transcript has a single exon. The record is from RefSeq and is a predicted model, not a curated record. Lineage: Eukaryota; Oomycota; Peronosporomycetes; Peronosporales; Peronosporaceae. Bases 1 to 1017 code for a protein of 338 amino acids.